GAUUGGCGGAGGAGAUCACGUGGCCGUCGCGGUGACGUCAAUUCCCGGAAGCGUGGCCGCCACUUGGCGGGUCCGGGACUCCUCAGCUCCCCCGAGCCCCGGGAUCGCGCCGGGAUCGCUCCGGGCCCUUCAGCUCGCCCCGGGAUCGCCCGGAUCGGCCUCGGAUCCCUCAGCUCGCCCCGGGAUCGCCCCGGGUCCCUCCGCUGUCCCCGCUGUCCCUCUCUCCCCCCGUCCUCCUGUCCCUCUCUCCCGCCUCUGUCCCUCUGUCCCCGGUUUCCCCGCUGUCCCCUCGUGUUCCCCGGUCUCCCCGCUGUCCCCGGUUUCCCCUCUCUCCUCUCCCCGGUGUCCCCCCGGUCCCUCUGUCCCCGGUUUCCCCGCUGUCCCCCCGGUCUCCCCUCUCUCCCGGUGUCCCGGGAUGGCGGAGGGCGGCCCGCGGCGGCUGCGGCCGUGGCUGCUGGCUCAGCUGCAGAGCGGGCGCUUCCCGGGUUUGCAAUGGGACGACGCGGCCCAGACGGCGCUCAGGAUCCCCUGGGCCCACGGCGGGAGGAGCGGGGCCCGCGACGGGGCGGGGGCGGCGCUAUGCAAAGCGUGGGCGGAGUACAAGGGGCGGCUCCGGCCCGGGGACCCCCCCGACCCCGCGGGGUGGAAGACGCGGCUGCGCUGCGCCCUGGCCCGGAGCCCCGAGUUCCGGCAGCUGCCGGGGCGGGGCCGCUCGGACGGGCCCUGCCCCUACCGCGUGUACCGGGUGCUGCCCGCCCGCGAGCCCAAGCCCCCCAGGGGCCGGCAGAGCCAGAAGGAGGCGGGGUUGAGCCCCACGGAGCCCCUCCCACCGACCCCGCCCCCCGAGAGCCAGGACGGGACCCCGGAUGAGGAAAAGCCCGCAGAGCCUCCGCCCCCGGAAGUGCUGCCCCUGCGGAUCGAGGUGGAGACCGCAGAGCCCCUCCCCCCUGCACAUGGGGAUGCGGCGUUGCUGCUGCGGCUGCGCCGAGGCCCCGCCCUGGUCUGGGAGGGGGCGGUGCCUCCUGGCGAGUACCUGCUGAGCCCUCCUGGCCGCCAGGGGGCGGAGCCGCCGCCGCUGCCACGAUUGGUACUUCCGGUGGGGGCGGGGCCGGGGCUACUGCUCAGCAGCGCCCCCCGGGGGCUCUUCCUGCGCCUGCGCCCUGGCGACGGCCCCGCCCCCGGGGUCGUGAGGGGGCCCCACGUGCCCCACGGGCCCCUCCAGCAGGGGGCGCUGCUGCAGCCGUUCGACGCCCAACGAUUCCGGGAGGAGUUGGAGCGGCACCGGGCCGGGCUCGGGCCCCUCCCCCUGCACCGCGUGACCCUGGAGCUCCGCCCCCAUGAGGAGGGGGAGGGGCUGCUGCUGGAGCUGGAACAGGCCUUCGCCCAGCGCCUCCUGGACACCCUGGGGACCCCCCCCGGUCAAUAAAGGCGGAAAUGGGGGUCACCCCCGCCCCUCCCCCA
Molecule: messenger RNA, 1461 nt
Organism: Agelaius phoeniceus (red-winged blackbird)
Lineage: Eukaryota; Metazoa; Chordata; Aves; Passeriformes; Icteridae
Source: RefSeq, a predicted model, not a curated record